Kockovaella imperatae is the source of this 987-nucleotide messenger RNA. RefSeq lists its product as hypothetical. Lineage: Eukaryota; Fungi; Basidiomycota; Tremellomycetes; Tremellales; Cuniculitremaceae. The coding region runs from base 1 to 987 and encodes 328 amino acids. The record is from RefSeq and is a predicted model, not a curated record. The transcript has 5 exons.
AUGGCUAUGGCUGCGACUUCCAACCCCAUUGUGACCUACCCGCUCCGCCUCGACGCGAACCUCGCUGAGGGCAGUACGAGUGGAGGUCGCUCGGGUCAAGGUGGAGAGAUCUCGGCGUUCCGAUAUACUUUCAAGCCGGGCUCCGUAUCUGAUAUCCCGGGAUACGUGACUCAUCAUCGAAAUGGCACGAAGGAGGUGAUGUUUGAUAUCGCGGUCUUUGAUGUCCGCGAGGAGCCUGGCAAGUCGAGGGAGUGUGUCUUGGUCUUCGAUGCUCAGGCGGGAGGAUACGUCCUAAGACUACUACCCACCACUUACCACCUCACACUCAAUCGCAACGCAUCGUCAACGACUCGACCGAACACCGGCACAUCUCAAGUCUCCUCUGCAUCGACCGGAUCCUCUGCAUCUGUGCCGUUGUCUGGUCAGCGCAGGCCCGAGCCUGGCAAUGACGUCUUUGGCGAUACCACUCCUAGGCCAAGCAAAAAGCCUCGACCCUCGGAGCCUUCAGCGUCGCAAUCGAAAGGAUCGAAUGGAGACCCUUUGGCAUUCGCAUUGACUCCGCCUAGCAACGCGAGGAGAUCUGGCAAAGGGGGAACCAAAAAGGCAACGGCCAAUGUCAAAGCUAAGAAAGGCAAAAUCGGAGCAAAACCCAACAAGAGUGUCAAAGCUCCUCCAGUGCCCGAUGGGAAGUUCAAGUCGGCGGAGAUCAUUGAAGACUCGGAGGAGGAGUAUGACUUGGGAGAAGGGCAAAGCGAUGCUCAGGAGCCAGAGGACAAUGACGACGACGAGUUUGCUCGGAUGGUGGGCGAAUCGUUGGCAGAGCCAGAUGAGCAACCUCUCCCAGAGCCGUUGAUUGAAAGGAGAUAUGAGGAUGAGGAAAGUACCAGCGACGAGGGAGAAGAGAGUGAUGACGAUGAGCUCGGAGGCGCGAGGCUGGUCGGCAACAAUGGGGCUCCAAUGAACAAUGGCGAAUCUGAGUGGCUAUGA